Fraxinus pennsylvanica is the source of this 375-nucleotide messenger RNA. NCBI's taxonomy places the organism in Eukaryota, Viridiplantae, Streptophyta, Magnoliopsida, Lamiales, Oleaceae. The record is from the annotation of a GenBank genome assembly.
AUGCCUACAGCGUUCGGUGAGACUGGUACCCUAAUGAGCAUUUUGAAGGCAGAAUUCAUAAAGGAGGAAGUGAAUGAAGAACCUAUGAGAUCACCGUUCAUUGAUGAGGAUUGGUUCAAGAAUAUGAAGGAAGAUCCUACCUAUUAUGGUUACGACGGUGUGGUUCCAUUAGGGCAUAUGUUUGAUGUGGAUUGGUUGCUGAAUGCUUUAGAGUCUGCACCUAGGCAUGCUCUGGGGCCUCAUAUUGGUGAAGCAAGCCAAGCUAACCUUACGGAUUUGUUGUACCAAUUGCAGAACCCGGGCAUAAAACUGCCCGGUAGCUCACCACACAUAGGAUGUACACCAUCCGGACUUGAUUAUGGUUUUGAUUUCUGA